This is a messenger RNA of Nasonia vitripennis (jewel wasp), 1221 nucleotides long. RefSeq names its product odorant receptor 216 (gene Or216). Gene Ontology annotation, cellular component: plasma membrane. The record is from RefSeq and is marked inferred. Gene Ontology annotation, biological process: sensory perception of smell; detection of chemical stimulus involved in sensory perception of smell. The coding region runs from base 1 to 1221 and encodes 406 amino acids. Gene Ontology annotation, molecular function: odorant binding; olfactory receptor activity. The transcript is spliced from 9 exons. NCBI's taxonomy places the organism in Eukaryota, Metazoa, Arthropoda, Insecta, Hymenoptera, Pteromalidae.
AUGACUAUAAGUGAAACUGAUUUGGCAGUAUUUGACGGACCUCACUACAGUCUGAAUAAAAAACUUUUAAUUAUGUUUGGUUUGUGGCCAACAUUGAGCAGAACAAGAAAAGUUAUUUGUCUCAUAUUUUUUACGAUGAUUGAUUUAUCACUGUAUGCAUCAUUUGCAGAUGGAAUAAACUACUACAGAAAACAAAAAAAGUGGAUGUACGUGAUAGAAGAUACAAUUUCUAUAAUUUAUCUUUCAGUCACUUGGAUUAAGUACGUGACAAGUUACAUCUUUGAAUCCAGAAUCAAACUAAUUUACGAGCAAAUAGCCGCUGACUGGAAGAGCUUAAUCGAUGAAGAGGAAAUCCAAAUUUUGAAUAAUUACUCGGCAUUCGCACGACUACUUACUGUGUUAUACGUGUUUUAUGCGAUAAUCGCUACAACGUUAUUUUACGUGCUUCCCUUUCUGACCAUUGUAAUCGAUAGGAUCAAACCUUUGGAAAACGGAACCCGUUUUCGAGCUCAGCCUUACCAUCAGCACUAUUUUGAUCUCAUAGACAAUGAGAAGUAUUAUUACCACAUGUACAUUGGUCACGGAUACGUGGUUUCAAUAAUUGUUACAGUAGCUGUCAUGGCAAUUGACACCAUGUAUGCAGCUAACAUACAACACGCUUGCGGAUUAUUCGCUAUUGUACGACACAGGCUAAGUAAAAUUGGGAUACUCAAUGGUGAACGGGAAUAUGAAUUCAGAGUAGUCGACGACAAAAAGGUUUACGAAAGCAUAAGAGCUGUCUGUGAAAUGCACAAGAAUUCGAUAAAGAUCGUCGAGUUGAUAUGGGAUUCGUUCAGUAUAAGCUUUUUGAUUUUUAUGGGCUGUUCUCUUGUUGGCAUGGGAAUGCUCAUGUUUAACUAUAUCUUCAACAUGAUACACCCGAUCGAGAAGGUUGUUGGAACGGGUCUACUGUUGGGUAUCGCUAUUCUCUUGUUCUAUAUGAAUUGGAUCGCACAACAACUGACUAACAGUAGCGAUGAAAUUUUCAUAGCGGUGUAUUCAAAUAGAUGGUAUAAUUUGUCUAUUAAAGGACAGAAAUUGAUAUAUUCUCUACUUCAGAGCAAUGCAAACAGCGUUACCUUAAGAGCUGGAGGAAUCGCGGAGAUGAAUUUGCAGCAAUUUGCAGCUAUUCUCAAAACGGCAAUGUCUUACGCUACAGUCAUGAUGUCAAUGAACGGUUAA